Molecule: messenger RNA, 2014 nt
Organism: Rhizopus microsporus ATCC 52813
Lineage: Eukaryota; Fungi; Mucoromycota; Mucoromycetes; Mucorales; Rhizopodaceae
Exons: 1
Coding region: 223-1995 (590 amino acids)
Source: RefSeq, a predicted model, not a curated record
UAAAAUAUCACUCGUUCUCACUCUGAAAGGUAACAUAUGCUCUUCAGUGUAACCUUGAAAAUCCAAGAUGUUCCUUUUUCUGGGACUUCUGGUGUCUACCAUCCAUUUAUCCCUUGCUUUUAGUCUUGGACACUAUACUUAGUAAAUAAAAUCCGCCUUUAUACUGACUCGCCCAUAAGCCAAUGGCAACUAACAAGGAAUGCUCAAUUGCCUAAUCUUAGAAUGCCGAACUGGAAGGAAUUGCAUAAGGAAAUCCUGUGCGAAAUAUUUAAGGAACUUAGAUCCAACUUUAGCAGGCAGGAUUUAGUGGAAUGUCAGCUUGUCUGCAAGAACUGGCAGAAAUACGCAAGCCUGAUCUUUUAUCGUGAAAUCAGCUUUCGUGAACAUUUACAAAUGGAAAAAUUCAUAAAAUGUAUGCAGAAUAAUAACCUGAGAAACCUUGUUCAGGAAAUAGCUUUUUGGUACGAUAAAUAUGAUAAAUGUCAGCACGAUGAAAGGACAAUUUCACUUUUCUAUGAACUCGCCGAGACGUGUCCAAACGUACAAAUAUUUAAAGGUACCCUUCGUACCAGCCAUUGGGAUGCUCUUGGAAGAGCUGUAGGAAGUUAUUGGAAACAGUUGAAGCAACUUCCUGAACCAGAAUGGUCUAUAUACAGUCAUCAGAAUACUUUUACGAAUUAUUAUACGCUCGCGUCCGUUUGUCACAGCACUCUCACUCACGUUACUUUGCCACCUAUACCUCCGUCUUGGCCAGAAUUUAAAAGAGUUCUUCCUCUGCUACCAUUCUUCAUAAAUUUGACACAUCUAACAGUUAAUUCUGACUAUAUUGGUUCUACCCUCAUGGACUAUGAUGAGGUUAUUCAGCAAUGCCCCAACUUGAUGUGUUUUACAUUAAACUCAAACAAAAAAAUAAUUGAAAGGGCUCAUGACUACACGAAAUAUUAUAAUGUACUUUCUAUGCGACCUCACCUCAAACUUAAAAAACUUGUGGUAGAAAGAGAUCUUCAUCAAGAUAUUAUUGACUAUAUCAUGCACAAGUUUCCCAAUCUGGAAUGCUGUAACGUACACCUAUCUGUUAAUGACGAUCUUCUUCACUGUGUUAGACCCUGGAUAAGGAGUUGUUACGAAGAAAAGCUACGAAGAUUCCAGGAAUACCUAAGCAGCAGAAGGUGCGACUGGUUCUUCACUCAUGUAUCAUUUCCUCUGAUUGAAGAAUACCUGCAGCGUACUACAAAUCCUAUUGUACGAAUUUCUUCUACAGAAAAACAUUCUCCAUGGCUCCAUAUGCAGCAAGAUAAUAUGUUCUGGAUUAUUCGUAAUACUGCAAUGAACACUGAUAGACUAAAAGAACUAUUCAAAAAAUACCAAAAUGGCAUCAAAGUGGCUUACUUGGAUAUGUCUUAUGGUUUUGGAGAAAAGCAUCUAAUAGAAGACAUUUUUAGGGAAUGCAGAGGAUUAGAAAAAUUCACUUACAAAAAAAUCGGUAUGGACUAUUCAAAAACCAAUUUUCCGGUCGCAAAUCAGACCUUGAGCCCUUCAUUGACCACACUGAAGCUGAUUGCCAAAUUCAUAACAUCAGAAGUACUAUCUGCUUACUCGUGCGCUUUGCCAGAACUACGCAACGUGACUAUUGAAACCACCUACAGGUUUGGCAAUCCACCCUCGUUUGUAGUGGAUAUGCCUAAAACCAAGUUCAAUCAUUUGAAAUUAUAUCUUGAUAUUGGUUUAGCCAUGAUUAAAAAGCUAAACGGUUCGAUCAAAGAAGCACUUGAUAAACCAGUUCUCUUAGAAAUUUCGCAAGACUCGGACCAAAAGCAAUUUUUGGCAAACACUACUUUGUUAAAUCAGGUUGAAGAAUUUGUCAUGGCAGCCAACAAGGGAUACGGAUAUAGUAUUGUUAUUAAAUGUACCUCUAUUGACUUUAUCAGUAUAUCAUUUAACGAGAUGCAUAUUCUUAAAGAAUACCCAUUGUCUUUAAAAGUUAAUAUGUCAUAAAGAGCAUUUAUUCUACGUC